Mercenaria mercenaria is the source of this 11225-nucleotide messenger RNA. Its product is annotated as abnormal spindle-like microcephaly-associated protein homolog. The record is from RefSeq and is a predicted model, not a curated record. Gene Ontology annotation, cellular component: spindle pole. Gene Ontology annotation, biological process: spindle organization; establishment of meiotic spindle localization; mitotic cell cycle. Gene Ontology annotation, molecular function: protein binding. NCBI's taxonomy places the organism in Eukaryota, Metazoa, Mollusca, Bivalvia, Venerida, Veneridae. Bases 93 to 8933 code for a protein of 2946 amino acids. The transcript is spliced from 25 exons.
CGGAUUUCAAACGGUGCUGAAUACCAAAACAACAGCUACAGACCGAGUACGGAAGACAUCAACAAUAAUCUGGGAAAAUGCUUUAGUAAAAGAUGUCAGACAGCAGCAUUGUACGAGAUGGAGCCCUGGUGGGGGAUGGUUACAGUGCAUUUGAGCACUCUGCCCUUGACCAGAGUGUGUUCUAUCCAGCAGACAUGUCAGGUCUACCAACUUCGACACCAAAUCCCGCGAAUCUGAGACGAAAAAGCCGGCGAUCUUGGUUUGAAACUACACCCAAGGGUUUCAAGUUUGACAUAGCAGUUGAAAAGCCAGUAGUUUCAAAGAAACCAAGUAGAAAAAGUGAUACUAUUGAGGUUCUGACUCUUACGCAUUUUUCUGGUGCACCUAGGCUAGGUUUUGGCACGCUGAAAGUUGGUCAGGAAAAGACUUGUACACUAUUGCUUAGAAACCCUCAUGACUACGAACAAUCAGUGAAGGUUGAAAAGGUUCCUGAAAAGAAAAAUUUCUUUGUAUCAUGUAAACAGUUUUCAGUAGGUGCAGGAGAGUCGUAUCCUCUGGAAAUAACCUGGUCCCCGAAGGAGGCGGGUGGAUGUAGAGAGAUGGUGAUGAUGCAGGUAGAUGGGGCAUACAGAGUCCAGGCUUAUGUAUUUGGAACAAGUACUGCCCCACCACCACAGAAAAAGAAAGGAAAACGUGUGGGAUUGCUUGCCUCUAAAGCCACUGGACCAUUCUCAGUAAUACACACAACCAGUCUGGCAAAUAUCAACCAGCAAUACAGUCCAGAAAAGCAUACAGGGAAGCAGUCUGCUAAACAGAUAGUAGACCAGAAAUUAUCUCAGCUGUCCAGGCAACCAGUGUCAAGAUCUGUGAAACCCGGGACUCAGUUUAAAGGUCUGGGGAAGCAUACACAGUUGAGAGUUCAGAAACAUUGUAAUGGGUUAACUGAAAAAGGCCGCAGAUCCAGUGAGGGCAGACGCAGAUCACCAAGACUGAGUGACAAGUACCAGUCUGUGUCUAAAGAAAGUUUGCCAACAACCAGACAGUCGGAAGAAAAUUUAGAAAAUAUCAUUCCAGAUACUUUGACAGGCCAAGAAAGAGUUGAUGAUAAAACAAAGAAAAGGAAAUCUUCAGAGAGAAAAACUUCAUUGCCUAAACCUAAGAUUGGAGAAAAUAUACCAAGAAAGAAGAUGAGGCGGUCAAAUACAUAUUCACAGGUGUCUGGGCUUGGACUGGUUGUUCCUAUAAUCCAGGGUGACAGCGUAAAGGGUCUGAAAGACACAAGUCUGUUGAACAUAGAAGACUGUGACAUUAGUGGUAUUAAAGUUCUGGAAGAUUCUGUUAAAGAAGUUGAAAAUGGUGAUGUUGAACCCAGUUUUCUUGAACCAAAAGAAGAGCCAUGUAUUGGUAGAACUUUGAAAGAUAAAACCCACAUGUUGGAACCAAGUUUUCUAGAUGAUGGGAAUACAAUGUUAAAAGAUCAUAAUGAUAGUAUAAAUUUAAGUUUAAUCAAAGACAAAACAACAAAGCUGAAGUCAAAAGCUAUUUCAGACACUCUUGAACCAAGUUUUCUUGAAUGCAAGGUAACACAUGUUACAAAAAGUUCUGUCUUUAAUGCUGUACAAAAUUGUGAAACGUUUCAUGACAGCCUUGAGGUAGAGAACCAGUCUGUUGAUGAUCCAAGUUUUCUUCAGUUAGAAAAUAAGAAACCAGACAGGCCCAGGAGAUCACUGAGAAAAAGAAGUGGAAUAAUAGAUGUAGAAAACAACGAUAAGCCAACUGGUGUGAAACUACUACGUGGUGCUAAGAGAAACAAUGCCAGAAAAAUAAUCAGUCCAGAAACAUUUAUAAAAGAUAAUUGUCCCAAAACUGAAAGCAGGUUUGAAAGUUUAGUUGAUGAACAUAAACCUUUAAAUGAUUCAGUAGGACAAAGUACUUUGCUGGAGCAGUUGAAAAGUCUGAAAUCUUUUGUACAUGACAGGAGUGUAGAGAUAGAGAAAAGUGGGAACGGGUCAAUAUGUGACAUAGAAGACCAUGAGUCUGUAAAGGAACUACAAAGUAGAGAAACUUUUAUCAAACUAAGAACCUCUCCAAGGUUUUCUGUGCCAGGAAAUGACAUUAACCUUAGGAGAGGAACAUUUGUUACUGAGUCUACUAAAUUAAAACUACUAGAAACACAGGAACCAUCAGAAGCAAGUCCAAGGAGGACAACAUUUACAGUCAUGAAAGCAUCAACCAAUUCAAGAAAGCCCAAAGAGAGCAAAAUGAAAGAUGGUGAUUUCGCUCUUACUGAGGAAGAAGAGCUAGAUAUAGAAACAGAACAAAAGACAAAUGAUAUUCAUAUUGCUGUUAAUGUAAAUGAACAGAUACUGAAUGAUGAUGUACAAAAGCAGUCAGGUAGACUAUUUUCAGCAGAUAGUCUGGAGGAUGAUUCAUUUGAAAAACAGACAAAAUCUCCGGAGAAGAUUUUUGUGGAACCGAAGGAAGAGUGGGCUCGAAGAGCAACUUUAACUGUUACAAAAUCUAGGCCCUCUGAUGCUCUUUUAGAACAUGCUCGAAAAUCAGCAGCUGCCAUGAAGUGUUUGAGUGAUUCAUCUGCAUUGAAGCCAGAGGAAGUCAUCCCUGAAGAUGAGGUUGAGACAGAUCGCUUGACAGAAACUGAAGAUAAGUUGUCUCAACAAAAAUCUUCAUCAAACAGUACCUUUGAAGUACCAUUGGAAAACAGUAUAGUGGUAGCCAAAGAUUCUAGUUUUCCCACAACACCAUACCAUUUACUGCCAACCAGUCCACAUCUGGACCAUUCAAGAAGGUCUACUCAUAUUGUAGAGAAACCAAAGGUAGUAAACUUAAGUAAAGUCAGUGGAAAACAGCUUUUUGCAAAACAAACUGAUAGCGAUUUGGAAAAUUAUGAUGGAAUUGAAGUAGAACAAAAAGGUGAAAGUGAUGAUGUGGUUGAAUUGAACAGUCAGGAUGGCAUUAACAGUAAACUGCAAGAACAAAAUGAAGUUGAAAAGAGAUAUUGUGUAGAUGAAGAAAUCAGGGUGGAAAAAUCUGAAACCUGUGAAAAUAAUACUGGCGGAAAUGAAGGACCAAGUUCAAAUUUAAGAAGAAGAAAGUUGUCUGUUAGAAGAUCAGUACCAGGUCCAGCACAGCAGUCAUCUGAGAAAUUAAAUGAGAGCCCAAAUGUUACUGGAGAGGAAAUGUGUAGAGAUAAUACCAAUGAAGGUAUUUCUGUUGAAAAGGGAAACAAAGACUUAAUAGAUGGUAAGAUGGAUGGAGACACACAAUCUGCAGCAACUGAGCAGUUAUUCUUUGUGCCUUUUGACAAUAAAUCUGAGUCCGAGGAAUCAGCAAAGCCUCGAACCAAGAGGCCAGAUCCUAAUCAGUUCUUGAAGAAACGAAGUAACCCCAUCACUCAAGAAGAUGAUAGACGUUCUAAACGACCUAAAAGUGAAAUGACUAUUAAGAAAAAAGAAGUUGUUGCACGGGGUGGCAGUAAGCUGGGACAAACAGUUAAUGUGACAAAGGUGAAGGAGUCGGUUGCACCACAAGGCAGAGUAACAAGACAAACAGUAAAGAGUGUUGUUAUAGGUACAGCAAGAAAUACCACUUCGCGUCAAGGACUGAAACCAACUGGUACAAUCAAGGGUCUAGCUACAUCAAAACUCAUACUGACAAAGAAAACCAAAUCAGCUAUACCUAAACAUCCACUACCAUUUGCUGCUAGGAAUAUGUUUUAUGAUGAGCGCUGGAUGGAGAAACAGGAACGUGGAUUUGUCAACUGGCUCAAUUUUAUACUGACACCACCAGAAGAACAUCAAGGCAGUGAUGUUAAAGUCAAAGUUGAUGCAGGGAAGCUGACACUAGAUAUUGAAAAAGGCAGGACUAGACUAGCACCCACCAAUGAGAUACUUUCUUUCCGCACAUAUUCCGCCCACAGAAAGCUGAACAGGCUGCGUAAGUCUGCAUGCCGGUUGUUCCAGUCGGAGUCGGUAAGACGGGUCAUCCAGAAAGUUGAGGAAGAGGUGGAGAAUAAACGGCUGUUGGUACGGAAAGACAAAAUGCUACAUGCAGAUGUUGGAGCUAAACAAAAAGUCCUAGAUAUGUUGCUGUCUUAUAACCCUCUAUGGUUGAGGAUGGGUCUUGAGACGAUCUAUGGAGAGGUGGUUCCGCUGCAGUGUAACACAGAUGUGUACGGUUUGUCACAGUUUAUAGUCGUUCGAGUCCUUGCCAGUCCUGAUAUAGCUGACGAGUAUGCACAUCCCACAGUCCCACACUUAUACAGAGAUGGUUAUGCAGAGGCGACAGCCCAGCAUACACUGAAAAGAUUCCUUAUGUUGGUGUAUUUCCUCGACCAGGCUAAACAGCACACACUCAUUGAUCACAACCCUUGUCUCUUCUGUAAGAACUCCGAUAUAAAGACCAGUAAGGACAUGUUGCUGCAGUUUUCUAGAGACUAUCUGUCUGGUGAGGGUGAUAUCACACGACAUCUUGGUUACCUUGGAUACAGGGUCACAUACUCGCAAACAGCACUUGAUGAGUUUGACUUUGCAGUGAAAAGCCUCGGGACAGACCUUAGGGAUGGACUUAGACUCGCUCGUGUGAUGGAGGUCAUCUGUGACAAAGCUGAGCUUAGAAAAAGUUUACGUGCACCAGCCAUAAGUCGGCUACAGAAAAUUCACAAUUUGGAGGUAGUGUUUAAAACACUUGAACAACAGAGUAUUGAUACAGGUAACGUUACAACCCGUGAUGUUGUUGAUGGACACAGGGAGAAAACGCUGUCAUUGUUGUGGACAAUCAUCCUACACUAUCAGGUUGCCAUGGUGAUAAAUGUAGAACAGAUCAAGGAGGAGGUACAGAUUCUUGAGAGGAGUUUGCGACUGAAGAAACAGUUACAUAAACUUAUAAACCUGCAAACUGAUGUCACAUCUCAGAGGAGAGAAUCUGAGGGUCCAGAUCUACAUACGCAAGAUGAGAGACUGAACUUACUAAUGAAAUGGUGUAGAGCUGUUUGUGCAUUUUAUGAUAUCAAGGUAGAGAACUUUACUGUGUCAUUCUCUGAUGGGAGAGCACUCUGCCAUAUUUUACACUACUACCACCCAGGAUUACUCCCCUUAUCCCACAUAAAGCAUGAAACAUCUAUGACCCACCUAGAGAGCAUGGAGAAGAACUGCCAGCAAAAUAUGAACUGUAGUUUAAACGACAGUGUCAACUCUUCUGCUGUCUUUGGAGAUGUGGCAGACCCAGCAGUGUAUGAACAAUUGCUAGCUAAUGAAAAAGAAAACUUCAAACUGCUUUCUGAAAAGGUGAAGGAGUUAGGUGGUAUUCCACUGAUGUUACGCUGGUCAGACAUGUCUAAUACUAUACCAGAUGAGAAAGUUGUGGUCACAUACCUGAUGUAUCUAUGUGCCAGAUUGCUGGAUAUCAGACAUGAGUCACGUGCUGCUAGAGUCAUACAGCACGCCUGGAGAGUACACAGAUUGAGGAAAAUACAAGCUGAAUAUGAGGUGAAAGGUAAAGCUGUAUUGGUGAUUCAACGUGCUGUGAGAAGAUUCCUACAGAGUAGGAGGCAGAAGCACCAACAGGCAGCUGCACUGUGUAUACAGAAAGUGUGGAGGGGACACCAAGCCAGGUCCGAGGCCAGGAAACUUCGGCGUGAAAAGAUCUUACAGCAACAGAUGCAUGCCGUUAGAAUUGUACAGAGUGCUGUGAAGCGUUACAUACACAGAAGAAGAUAUUUAGAGAUGAAAACUGCUGUGAUCCAGGUACAGGCCUACUGUAGAGGUUAUCUCGUACGAAGAAAGCGCCAUACUGCUGCAACCAAUAUACAGCGAGUAUACCGAGGCCAUUUAGCUCGGCAGCAGGUCAAGCUGAUGCAACAUGCAGCAAACAAAAUACAGGCUGCCAUCAGAGGUUUUCUAGCAAGAAAAUUGUUGAAGAAGCAAGUUAGUGCUGCCAGAACUAUACAAUGUAGAUACAGGGCAUAUCUGGAAAUGAGAAAACAGCAGGGUGUUUAUCAUAGUACAAGAAAGGCCUGCACAGUUGUACAGAAAUGUUGGAGAAGGCAAUUGGCUUUGAAACGUGAGAAGCAAGAAAAGGCUGCAGUUAAAAUACAGGCAUGCUUCAGAUGUUAUUCAGAUAGAAAGCGCUACCAGAAGCUGAAAGACAAUGCUGUGUGUAUACAAGCUGCAUUUAGGGGCUGCAUUCAAAGACGGGAAUUCGAAAGACGUAAAAGAGCUGUGUUACUGCUUCAGAGAAGGUUUAGAGACUGUCUGGUAACUAGGCAACAGAGACAAACAUUUUUGAAGACUAAAGAAGUAGUCCUUUGGAUGCAGUCAAAAAGAAGAAUGAUAGUUCAAAGACAGAAAUACCUGGUAUUGUCAGACAGUGCUACUAGACUACAAGCAUAUGCUAGAAUGUUAAUCCAGAGACGUAAUUUCCAGAAAUUGAAAUCUUCAGCAGUUACUCUUCAGAGGUAUUACAGAGCCCUAUCACUUGGAAGGGCAUUUAGAAAGAACUUUCUGGUGUCAAAAGGAGCAGCUAUCACUAUUCAAGCAGCGUUUAGAGGCUACAGGGUUAGGCGGGAAGUUAGAAAAUGUACGUCUGCUGCAGUUGUUAUACAGAGUAACGUAAGGUGUUAUAUUGCUAGAUGCAGAUUUCUUGCACUGAAAACAGCAGCCAUUGUUUGUCAGCAGAGGUACAGAGCAAAGAUCUCUUGUCGGAAUGAAAGUGACAAUUAUACAAAAUUGAAAAAUGCUGCUUUAGUUGUACAGAAAAUGUUCCGUGGUUUGAAAUCUAGGAGGGUAUAUGUAAGGGACAGGAAUGAUGUAGUAAAAGUACAGUCUGUGGUCAGAAUGUACCUCCGUAGAAAACAGUUCAUGAAAAUGAAGAAGGCAGUCAGUACUUUGCAAGUUCGUUACAGAGCUAAUCAACUUGGUAGGUCAUGUAGACAUCAAUUUCUUGUCACUGUAGGUGCCACAAUUACCCUACAAGCAGGAGUCAGGGGUUUUAUUUGUCGGAAACAGUACAAGGAAAUGAGGCAACAGGUCAUUCAAACACAGGCUGCAGUGAGAGGUCACCUUCAGUACAGAAGAUACCAAAAUCUAAAACAGUCCACUAUUUUGAUACAGAAAAGAUUUAGAGAAACCUUGAUUGCUAGGCGACAAAGGUCAGAUUUCGUUCAAAUGAAAAAAGCUGCAGUAGUGCUUCAGAGUGCAUGGAGAAUGAGAAAAGAGAAAAGUAUUUAUUUGAAAAGAAGGUUUCUGUUUCACAAAAAUGUGCGGAGUGCGAUUAAGAUACAAGCUGUUGUUAGGGGAUAUCUCCAGCGGCAGCAGUACCAGAAGACCCAGAGCGCUUUGAUUACAAUACAAAGGAGAAUGAGGGAAACCCUGUUGUCAAGGCAACAAAGACGUGAUUUCCUGAGGCGAAACUGCUUACUAUCCAGAAAUAUUAUGUCCCGAACUGUAGGAGAAAGAUGCAGAAGACAGUUUCUACUCACUGUGGGAGCAGUCAUUUCAAUUCAGGCAUGGUUUAGAGGUCAUCAAGUACGGAAGCAACUGAAAUUGGAAACAAAGUCAGCCAUUGUGAUACAGUCAGUUUUCAGAGGUUACUGCCAGCAGAGACAGUAUAUGCAACUGAAACGUGCAGCAGUGGUAUGUCAGAGACGUUACAAGGCUAUUUCUUGGGGGCUUGCCAUUACAAUGCAAGCAUAUGCUAGGAUGUACAUUAUACGCAAGUUAUUUCUGCAGACAAUGGCCGCCAGGAAGAAUUCAGCAGCUGUAAGGAUUCAGGCUUGUGUAAGACGAUACCUUGCAGUACAAAAAUUUGACAGACUAAAGUCUGCAGUGGUUACAUGCCAGAGAAAGUAUAGGGCCAAAUGUUGUGGGCAACAAGACAGGCAAUAUUAUGUUGAACGAAAAAAUCUGCUGUUAAAAUACAACCCAUUUCCUUUCCCUGCAAUGCAAAGGGUUUACAAAAGGGUUUUUAAGCAAUCUGCUUCACCUACAGUCGUGGCUAGGGUUAAAAAACGCAGCGGUGAUCACAUUCGUCUGGUACGAACAUGGCUAGCCAGACGUGAUAGGGCUGCGAGAGUUAUACAGAGGGUGGCUAGACAAUGGUUAGCCACUGCUGACACCAGGAAGCAACAUGCAGCUGCAGUUAAAAUUCAGGCAUUGUGGAAAGGAUACCACAAGCGUAAAUCUAUCAAGAAUAGAAGACUGACGUUACUACGAAAACGUGUCCAAGAGACCUCAGCCUCGGCCACAGAGGAGAAUAAGUUGGGUAACAGGACAUCAUCGGCACUUGACUUCCUCCUCAGAUAUAAACAGUUGUCACAGGUGCUUGAUGCCCUCCAACAUCUAGAGGUAGCAAGUAGAUUAUCUUGGAUAUGCUGUGAGCGUAUGGUUGAGGCAAUACCGGUACUAUAUAGACUGGUACAGGGAUGUAACCGCAGUCUGCCGCACAUGGAGAUAAUAAAAUACACAAUCAGCAUCCUUACAAAUCUCUCAAAGUAUGAGAAGACACGCCCAGCUGUGUACGAGGCUGAAGGGGGUGUGAACAUUCUAGUGAAUCUUAUGCAGAUAUACAGAGAGAAGGGACAAAUCUUCAGCAGAACAUGUACACUCCUGGGCAUUUUGGCCCUUGAGACACCUUGUAAAAUGAGUAUCCUUGAAGAUGUGAAAUUGGUGGAGCGACUCCGCAGUAUCCAGAUGCUCACUUCACGUAAACACAAGUUAGAGGUGAACCAGCGAGUUACUCGUGCACGUAUGAAUGCUAGUUCCCUGAACGCGACAUUUAUGGUGCGAUCCCCAGUGAAAAGACAAAAAAUCAAACCAGACUGGUCCUUACACAAAGACAAGAUGAACGAAAUUGAAAACCCACUAAAAGCAAUAAACUUUGUUCUAGGAAAUCUUGGAAUACAGGCAAAUAACAGAUGAAAGCUGUAAACUUUGUUCUUGGAAUUCUGGGUAUACAAUAAACUUUGUUCUAUGAAAUCUUGGAAUACAGGCAAGCUGUAAGCUUUGUUCUUAGAAAUCCGGGAAUACAGGCAAAUACCCCAUGAAAGUAAUAAACAUCUUUCUUGGAAAUCUGGGAAUAUAGGCAAAUACUAGUACCCAAUGGAAGUAAUAAACAUGUUUCUGGAAAUACAGGGAAUGUAGGAAAAUACCCCAUGAAAGUAAUAAACAAUAUUCCUGGAAAUCUUGCAAUACAAGCAAAUACCCCAUAAAAGUAAUAAAUGUUGUUCCUUGAAAUCCGGGAAUAUAGACAAAUAACACAUAAAAAUUAUAAACAUUGUCCUUGGAGAUAUUGGAAUAUAGGCAAAACAAGGUGAAAGAGAAAAUGCUUAUUUAAUAAUGUAUAGAUAAUAUCAACUAGAUGUGAAGGGUAGGGUCUAUAGUAAUUAUUAUUGUAUUUUCACAUUUGGAGCUUAGACUUGAAACAGCUUUGGAAUGAAGGCCAUAUUGUAAUGUAGAUAUAUAUUCUGAGAGUUAAAAGUGAAUGAAUGCAAGAUUUAGGGUUUAUUAUUGUGCUAUGGCCAUGUUUUAAAAUGAAAAAUAUUAUGGUAAUGUUUAAGUUUUGUUAUUGUCAGCUAUGCUUAACUGUCAACUGCAGUUCUGGGGCAAGCUUGGUAGAAUUUGUUGGUAGGGAAUUGUACACGUAUUAAAUGAUUUUGAUGGGCAACACUCAAGAUAGGUCGAAAUUCUAUGUGAUGCAGUCAGUAGAGAUAAUUGAUUUUACUGUUUGUUGUAUGUUAGUUUAUGCUGUUUAUGUUCAUGAAAGAAACCAAGUUAGAAAUUCUUCUGAUGGAAUGUUUGAAGAAUUUUCAGAAAAUUCAUCUUUUUGUUUGCUUGAUGAAUGUAACUUUGGUGUAUGCAUUACUUUGUAUUUCCUUGAAUUCAAUUUUCGGAUUAUGUUUUAUUCUGACAGUUUUAACAUGUGUGUUGACUGUUGAUUUUACUUUGUGCCUGUGAGUUUUUGAUAAGUGACUCAGUAUUGUAAUACAUGUUGUUUUGUCUUUCUGUUUCUUGUCUCAUCUCUAUCUUUUCUCUUUCUGUUUUACCUGUAUAAUUAGUUUUAGAAUGACUAGAAUUUUUAGACUGAAUCAUGUUGUACAGAAUUUCAUUGUUCUACGGUAAUUUCUCUUUGAAUGCAAGCAAAGUGAUAUAAAUUAUGUAAUAUUCGUAGUGGCAUUAUUUUGACUGAUCUUUGAGAACAGUUUUUAACUGGUAAGAACAUUAACAAUCCUUAUGUCUUAUUAUAUAAACAAAUACAAGUAAUGUAGACAUAUAAAACUACUUCUUAAAAACAGAAAGUAGUUCUAUAUGGUUCUGGGACAACCUAAAAACACAAAAUAGCCCUGUUCUAGAACAGCUUGUGUUUGAAAAAAAAUGGAAGCACAGUCUAACUCUUGUAUGAUUGUAUCUAACAAGGUCUGCAGUUUGGUGACUCCAGCAGUUAUAGAAGUUUUGAUUGCAUACUUUAUAUUUCUGUUUCAAUGUAAAUGAGAUCUGAAACCAAAAUUUUUAGUGCUGUUUUCAAGUGUUUUGAUACUAUGCAGGGGCCUCCGUGGCCGAGUGGUUAAGGUCGCUGGCUUCAAAUCACUUGCCCCUCAUCGAUGUCGGUUCGAGCCUCACUCGGGGCGUUGAAUGCUUCAUGUGAGGAAGCCAUCCAGCUGGCUUACGGAAGGUCGGUGGUUCUACCCAGGUUCCCGCUCGUGAUGAAAUAAUGCAUGGAGGGGCACCUGGGGUCUUCCUCCACCAUCAAAGCUGGAAAGUCGCCUUAUGACCUAAAAAAUUGUGUCUGUGCGACGUUAAACCCAACCAAAAAAAAAAAAAAAGACACUAUGCAACUUGUACUGUGUUGGUGAGCUGUAAAACACCCAGAUCAACUUGAAAUACAAAAUAAAAAACUGAUGCACAAAAUUUUAAAUCUUCAUAUUUACAAACACUUACUGCUUAUACAGGAUAAAGGACCAUAGAAUUAUAUAUCUGCAUGAUGUAUACAAGUCUCACAUGGCGUUGUAGCCAGAAUGUGCAAAUAUCAAGUGUUAGCCAAAAUAUCUCAAUAUAAUCUUCUGUUAACAAAUAAGAAGUGUAGCUGCAAUAUAUGUUAGUAAUGCUAGCAAGGCUGAUUCUGUAAACAUGGUGUUACACAUUUAUUGAAAAGAGCUUUUACUGCUGUAUGCCAAAACAUGUUAUUUUUAUUUGGAACUUAAUAAAAUUGCUAAA